Molecule: messenger RNA, 2179 nt
Organism: Pygoscelis adeliae (Adelie penguin)
Lineage: Eukaryota; Metazoa; Chordata; Aves; Sphenisciformes; Spheniscidae
Gene: ZNF622
Product: zinc finger protein 622
Exons: 6
Coding region: 4-1413 (469 amino acids)
Biological process (GO): ribosomal large subunit biogenesis
Cellular component (GO): preribosome, large subunit precursor
Molecular function (GO): nucleic acid binding; zinc ion binding
Source: RefSeq, a predicted model, not a curated record
GUAAUGGCAACCUACACUUGUAUCACUUGCCGUGUGGCUUUCAAGGAUGCUGACAUUCAGCGUGCCCAUUACAAAACUGACUGGCAUAGAUACAACCUGAAGCGUAAGGUUGCUGACAUGCCUCCUGUCACUGCUGAGAAUUUCCAAGAGAGAGUCCUAGCGCAGAGGGCAGUAGCAGAGGAGCAGAACAAAAUCACUGCCACUUACUGCACAGUUUGCAGCAAGAGAUUCUCCACCUUCAAUGCCUACGAGAAUCACUUGAAGUCCAAGAAGCACCUGGAGUUGGAGAAGAAAGCUGUUCAAGCUGUCAGCAAGAAGGUGAAAAUAUUAAAUGAAAAGAACCUGGAAAAGGGGCUGGCCCCAGAGAGCGUAAACAAAGAUGAAAUGAACACAGCUAUUCAGCAAGCCAUCAGAGCUCAGCCGUCUUCGUCUCCGAAGAAGACACCUUUACCUCCUAGUAAUGCAAGUAGCUCUCUGGUUUCUACAGGAAGCACCAGCUUAUCACAGAGUAGAGAACGAUCAGAAAAACCUCCACGGCUACAGUGGUUUGAACAGCAAGCAAAGAAGCUGGCCAAACAACAAGCAGAGGAGGAAGAGGGUGUGGAAGAAGACUGGGAAGAUAUGGAUUCUGAUGAAGACAUCAGCUCUGAAGAAGAGAUGGAGAGUGUGGGAGAAGAAGAGGAGGAGCAGGCAGAAGCUGAAAGCACUCCUCCUGUUGGGGCCAUACCAGUCACGGACUGCUUGUUCUGUCCCCACCAUUCAAGAUCUCUCACGAAAAAUGUGGCACAUAUGACAAAAGCUCACAGUUUCUUCAUUCCAGACAUAGAGUACCUUGUGGAUCUCAGAGGACUGAUCAAGUACCUGGGAGAGAAGGUUGGAGUUGGGAAAAUCUGCAUCUGGUGCAAUGAAAAAGGGAAAUCCUUCUACUCUACAGAAGCAGUACAGGCUCACAUGAAUGAUAAAAGCCACUGCAAACUCUUCACAGAUGGAGAUGCCGCCCUGGAAUUUGCAGACUUCUAUGAUUUCAGGAGCAGUUACCCUGAUCACGAGGAUGGGGAAGAUGUGGAGGUGCCUGGAGAGCGCCCAGCAGAGAAAGAGUUGGAUUAUGAUGAUGACACCAUGGAGCUGAUCCUUCCUUCAGGUGCAAGAGUGGGUCAUCGUUCUUUAAUGAGAUACUACAAGCAACGGUUUGGUCUGCCAAGAACGGUGGCUGUUGUGAAAAAUAAGAAAGCAGUGGGUCGGGUGUUGCAGCAGUACAGAGCUUUGGGCUGGACAAGUCAGACAGGGGCAGUCUUUGCUCAGCAGCGUGAUAUGCAGUACCUGCAGAGGAUGAAGUCAAAGUGGAUGCUCAAGACAGGAAUGAGUAACAAUGCUACAAAGCAGAUGCAUUUCCGGGCGCAAGUCAGAUUCUGAGUCCCCAAGAGAGCUGCAUGCAACUGGUUUUGGGAAGGGGGAUUUCAUGGUUUCUGUGUCGAGGAUUCUGUUACUAAAAUGGACUUGGUACCUAUCAAAAGGGGAUGUGUAUGCUGGUGUGCCUUCCCGUCUGUGAGAAGAAGAACAGGGAGCUUGUCGCUUCCAGUGAAAUGAUGGUUGGCCUAACUUAAAAAAUAAAAUACCUUAAAUGGAAUAUGUGGCAAAGUAGUCAUGGCUAUGAGUAAAGAUGCAUGCAUAGUCCUGCUGCCCAUCUUUGUGCAAUCCAUUUCUGUGGGGCAGUUGACAUUGUCAUUUGUCUGAAUAUCUUCCGUUUCCAAUUCUGCAAAAUGGUUGAGGCCAAGAGAAGAUCCUAGAUGUAAGAGCCUGAGAUAGAGUGUAUCGAAGGUUUUCACUUGUGGUGCCAGACAUAAGUUAGCUGGGUGUUUUGGACUUCUAGCUGGCACUAUUGAGGUGAAAAUUUGAGAGCAGAGAUUCUGGGAAGGUUAAGCGAUAACUGAAGAAAUGCACUGAUGGAAAACAUAACUCCAGGAUUAACAUUGUCCUCAGAAGUUGACUGCACUUGCUUAAUGCUCCAGCUCAGGGCUGGAUUAAUAAUUUACAGUGCAGUUGUUUUAUGUUGAAUUUAAUGAAUUUUCAUUACCUAAAAACUGCUCAAAAUUACCAUAACACUUAGAUGAAUGUCAAUCAACAUUUCUGACGAUCUGUUAAAGAUUUCCUGAUUAAAACUCUGAAGUUACUAUUGAUG